UCUCAUUAUAUUUGCGGAUGGUAGGCAUUCUGUUACGAUUAUAUUUCUAUUAGUGUCAGUUAUAUCUCGGUAAUCUGAAUACUCGUGGAUUUUGGACCUGCCCCUGGCAAAUCAGAUUACGUCAUCUCCCCUUCCCCAGUUUUCCUGUCAACUUUUGCGUUUCCAAGACGAUUUAACCGCGUGAUCAUAAGCGCCAUAUAACAUUUAGAUAGGAUCAGACCUUUACCCAAACCUUGUACGGUACUUAACUCCCCCAUAUUAAUAAACCCAUCCAAAAGCCGUAUAUUACCCCCCUUCAACCAGAAAUUCCUCUCAAUCUUAUCGCUUUAAAGAACCAUGGACAUCGCAAGAAGCGCUGAUCGACAAAACGCACCGCCUUUGGCCAGGCAAAACGCUUCCCAGUCUCGCUUCAAGCUCAACCUCCUCAUUUCUUUUGUCUUCACACUCCUCCUCCUCAACUGCCUCUUGUUCAGCUCGAGUCUUGGUCUCCAUCCCACCACAGUCAUCGUGCUUGAUGUGCGCCAUCGCUUCCAGCAAGUAUUUGCCUGGCUCCUACCACAGUCAUGGCUCGCGCGCGACUUCGACUUGGACCACAACAUUGACCUUCCGCUCUCAUCUAUUUUUGCACCGAUUCUCCCAGUUGACGGCAUCUUUGAGUACGGACUAACAAAAUAUACGGAACGUAUCUCCGACGGCGGUGAAACUGUCACCACCGUCCACUACAAUUCGUCCCAGCGUAUCAUGGCACGCUAUGCUGCUUUUAGCACCAUUCCCUCGCAGAAACUACUCUCAGAGGUGGUCAUCUACCCCGGUGACGGCUGCUCAUCGCACGCUGAGGGUUAUGCACACACGUACACGGACAAGUUUGUGGUGUUGUUUCGUGGCAACUGCUCCUUUUUCGACAAGGCGCAGAAUGUGAUCAAAGUCUUGAAGCCACGAGGCGUCAUCAUAGCGGACAACAGCCCGCAGCGCCACGAGUUGAUCACUAUGUACUCAAAGAACGGUUUGGGCGAUCUUGAUGGCGAGAAAUUGGGCGUGCCGGUGUUGUUUGUAACGUAUGAGAGCUACCUGUGCCUUGCAAGGUUCAUUAAAAAGAAGAACAAGGGCUGGAAGUCUUUAGAAUCGUUUGAUUCGGUACAGUUUGAGGGCCCCAAAUCUGACGAUCCCUUUAAAGCUCCGGUGAGAUUUGACGAAUCUGAAGAUAACACCGAUGAACCCGAUCUCAGUCUCUCAUUUGUCCAGCUCUCUACUAUUGACGAUUCGCGCUUCUUCAACGUACUCAUUUCUGUCAUCUUCUCGCCUCCGCUUCUCCUCUUUCUCAUCUUCUUGGUAGUGAAGCACCACGAGCAGCAACGUACCCAGCCCCGCAAGGUGGACGAAAACUUUGUCAAGCAAAAUCUCCCGGUGUAUAUCUACGAUCCAAAGUUUCUUAUACCGCAACGCGACUUUAACAAGUUCCAGAAGCUUGCCACCAAGCUCAAAGACGAGUUUCCCAACUUUGCGGUUCCGAGUGUAAUGUCCUCGCUGGCCUCCAUCUCGUCACUUUCUUCUCAAGUCUCCAUGUCCCAUUCAGACGAAUACUACUCCCAGCUCACGCAACUUAUCUUACGACUCCAGAACAUUGAUAUCCUCGUUCCAUCCCUUGGAAAUACAGAUUUUUCCCGCCUCAACUAUUUCAACACCACCAAGUGUGCGAUCUGCCUCGAGGUGUACGAACCCUGGGUGUCUGAAAUAAUCCCACUUGCAUUUUGCAAGCACAUCUACCACCGGAAGUGCAUUUCUAAGUGGGUUGUGAACCACAACACCAAGUGCCCGUUAUGUCAAGACGACAUCACUAGCCAUGACUACAAGAAUGACGACCCCCACGAAGGGUCAAACAUGGUCUUUGACGAGGAAAGCCAUGUCUCUGGAAGUCUUUCUCCCGAUAGCGACGGUGAAGUCACCCCUCUUUUAGCGAAUACGUUGGUUUCGGAUGGGCAGUAUGGAUCAAUCACAGAUUCUUUUGUCAAUCACUACAACUGUGUGAACCAGGUACCGAGACGGGGCUGUCAGCUGGUAUGUGUGUUGCCCCAUUGGAACGGAAUGCCCCAGGGGAUGUCCCACGGGACGACCUUAAUCGAGCGCAGUGAUUUAUUCACGGCGGAUGACGACCCGUACGAGAACCCGUUGUUCAUCGAUGAAUCAGAAGGGCAGGAGGGUAUCAAGGAAAAUGAUCUGAACAGCGUGCUUACGUUAUAGUGCCCUCGGAAUUCCCUUGUCGCUACGAACCCUGCCCCUUUGUUAUGCGCAAGGCUUCAUCGAUAUUUUAGUGAUAUAUGGUGUGUUUUAAUCUGUUUGCUACCUUUUUGUUUCCUCGCUCUUGUUUCUUGUUGUCUUUUGUUUUUACCUUGGUCUUUCUUUGUGGUUUAUGAAUUAAUGAAUUUUUAGUUUUACUUGUCCCUCUACGU
Babjeviella inositovora NRRL Y-12698 is the source of this 2447-nucleotide messenger RNA. RefSeq lists its product as uncharacterized. The coding region runs from base 337 to 2238 and encodes 633 amino acids. Lineage: Eukaryota; Fungi; Ascomycota; Pichiomycetes; Serinales. The transcript has a single exon. The record is from RefSeq and is a predicted model, not a curated record.